AUGUCGGAACAUGAUGGAACCAUCGAUGGCGAUGAGACAAUGGAGGAGGAGUCGGUGAAUUUGGACAACACCGAGGACGGCGAUGAAGAUGUUGCUGAAGAAGAGGACGUUGAAGCCGAUGAAAGCGCAUCAUCAACCCACGCUGACAAGAAAAAGUCCAAUAAGCGGCAUAAGGGACGAAAAGGAAAAGGAAAGAAGACGGCCAAUCCUGAUCCGUACAACUCGUCGUCAACCGAGAUUUGCGAAUUUCACGGCUUCGUCGACGUCGAUCUUAAUUAUGACGACGAAGAGUUUGCGAAUAUUACGAACCUCAAGACUUUCAUGAAUGUCUCGCGAACGCGAAUUCAAGAAGUCAAUCCGAAAAUGAAUACCACCAAACUUUAUCCAAUGUUCCAAGUGAAAUAUAAGGAGUAUCAAGAUCAUCUCAUUGCCACUGGCAAGUCGAUUUCAGCCAAGAAGCAAUUGAGAGCCAAAGUUUCCACUCCUGCCGAGAAGGUGGCUCCGAUAAAAAUGCGAAGCUCGACGCGUAAGCGUCGACGAAACGAUGAUUCGGAUGGCGAUCGCGAGGAUAGCGACCAGGAGUUCGAGUCGCUUCUCAAGCAGCACGAGAAGCAGCAAGACGAGCUUGAGCGCGAGAAGGAGGAGCGCAAGGCGAGUCGCGCUGCCGCCAAACAGGACAAGAAGAAGACGGCUCUUGAGAGCUAUCGAGCCAAUAAGCGCGCCAUGAAAGCCGCCGGCGAGGACGACGAAGAGGAGCAUCAAGACCAUUGCGAGGUGUGUAAGCAAGGCGGUGAGAUUGUGCUCUGCGACACUUGCCCGCGAGCCUAUCACACCGUGUGCAUUGACGAGAACAUGGAGCAGCCGCCGGAGGGCGAUUGGAGUUGUCCGCAUUGCGAGGAGCACGGACCGCCGACGCACAAGGAGGAAGAGCCGGCGCGACAGAACAUGGAGUACUGUCGAAUCUGCAAAGAGACCGGCUCGCUGCUCCUCUGCGACACGUGCCCGAGCUCCUAUCACGCUUAUUGUCUCGAUCCGUCGCUCACCGAGAUACCGGAGAACGAAUGGAGUUGUCCGAGGUGUUCGCUCACCGAGCCGCCGCAACGCGUCGAAAAAAUUCUGUGUUGGCGUUGGAAAGAGAUCAAAUAUCCGGAUCCGGUCGAGGCGGACGCGAACGACAAAAACGCGAUACUGCUGGCGCCGCCGCGAAAAAUGGAGCCGCGACGCGAGCGCGAGUUCUUCGUGAAAUGGAAAUACCUAUCAUAUUGGCAUUGCGAAUGGCUCAGCGAGACGAUGAUGGACGUGUUCUUCUCGGCGCUGGUUCGCAUGUACUGGAGAAAAUACGAUUCGGAAACGCCGCCGAUUUUCGAGGAGUCCACAAUUCAACGCCAUCAUAAAGACAAUGAUCCGUACAAUCUUCGCGAGAAAUAUUAUCAGUAUGGCGUGAAGCCGGAAUGGAUGCAGAUUCAUCGCAUCAUAAACCAUAUGCAAUACGGCAAAUCGCAAUUCGAUUAUCUCAUCAAAUGGAAGGAGUUGGCUUAUGAGCAAGCGACUUGGGAACGCGACGACAUGGACAUCGCGUAUUAUGAGAACGCGAUCAUGAAAUAUUGGAUGCAUCGCGAGAAAAUGAUAGGCGACGCGAUUCCGAAGCAAGUCCGAAAAAUUAUUGACAAGCAUCGCGAGGAGAAGGGCCUUCCGCCGUAUGAUCCGAAGGAGGAGGAAGCGGCUUCGAAGAAGAAGAAGAAGGACAAACCCACUGUUGAUAUUCGCAAGAAGUAUGAAGUGCAGCCGGAUUAUAUCACCGAGACUGGCGGCAACCUUCAUCCAUAUCAAUUGGAAGGCAUCAAUUGGCUUCGGCAUUGUUGGUCGAACGGAACCGACGCGAUUCUUGCCGAUGAGAUGGGUCUCGGUAAAACGGUGCAAUCGUUGACGUUUUUGUACACGCUGAUGAAAGAGAACCACACGAAGGGACCAUUUUUGAUUGCCGCCCCAUUAUCGACGAUUAUCAAUUGGGAGCGAGAAGCCGAAUUGUGGUGCCCCGACUUUUACAUCGUCACCUACGUUGGCGAUCGCGAUUCGCGAAUGGUGAUACGUGAGCACGAGUUCUCGUUCGUCGAAGGCGCUGUGCGAGGUGGACCGAAAGCUUCGAAGAUGAAGUCGCAAGAGAACAUGAAGUUCCAUGUGCUUCUCACGUCCUAUGAAUGCAUUAAUAUGGACCGCGCGAUUCUCUCUUCAAUCGAUUGGGCGUGUUUGGUCGUCGAUGAGGCGCAUCGUCUGAAGAACAACCAAUCGACGUUCUUCAAGAAUUUGAGCGAAUACAAUAUUGGGUAUCGUGUGCUUCUCACUGGUACUCCGCUUCAGAACAAUCUUGAGGAAUUGUUCCAUUUGCUCAAUUUUUUGGCUCCCGAUCGAUUCAAUGACCUUGAGAACUUCACUGCGGAAUUCUCGGAAAUCUCGAAGGAGGAUCAGAUUCAGAAGCUUCACGCGCUCCUCGGACCUCAUAUGCUUCGCCGUUUGAAGGCCGACGUGCUUACGGGAAUGCCGUCCAAAUCGGAGUUGAUUGUUCGAUUGGAAUUGUCGCCAAUGCAAAAGAAGUAUUACAAGCAUAUUUUGACGCGUAACUUUGACGCGUUGAACGUGAAGAGCGGUGGAACCCAGAUGUCGCUUUUGAAUAUUAUCAUGGAGCUUAAAAAGUGCUGCAAUCAUCCGUAUCUCUUUAUGAAGGCGUGCUUGGAAGCGCCGAAGCUGAAAAACGGAAUGUACGAGGGAAACGCGCUGGUGAAGAAUUGCGGAAAAUUUGUGCUGCUUCAGAAGAUGAUGAGAAAGUUGAAAGAGCGCGGCCAUCGUGUUCUCAUAUUCUCCCAAAUGACCAUGAUGCUUGACAUAUUGGAGGAUUUUUGCGAGUUUGAGGGCUACAAAUAUGAGCGAAUCGACGGUAGCAUCACCGGACAACAGCGGCAGGAUGCGAUCGAUCGAUUCAAUGCGCCGGGCGCGCAACAAUUCGUGUUUCUGCUCUCGACACGCGCUGGCGGUCUCGGAAUCAAUUUGGCCACCGCUGACACCGUCAUCAUCUAUGAUUCGGAUUGGAAUCCGCACAAUGACAUUCAGGCGUUCUCGCGUGCCCAUCGUUUGGGACAGAAGCACAAGGUGAUGAUUUAUCGAUUCGUGACGAAGAACUCGGUGGAGGAGCGCAUCACCACGGUGGCCAAGAAGAAGAUGCUUUUGACACAUUUGGUCGUGCGAGCUGGACUCGGCGGCGGCAAGGAGGGUGGCAAGAGUAUGAGCAAGUCGGAGCUUGAUGAUGUGCUUCGUUGGGGAACUGAGGAGCUGUUCAAAGAGGAGGAGCCGGCCGAAGGCGAUGGCGACAAGAACAAUGAGCAUCAUAUUGUUUGGGAUGACGCUGCUGUUGAGGAUCUCCUUGAUCGGACGAAAGGCGAGCCUGGCGAGGAUGGCGACGGCGAGAAGAAGGCGGAUUGGACGAAUGAGUACCUGAGCUCGUUCAAAGUUGCGACGUAUACAACGAAAGAGGCCGAACAGCAAGAAGAGGAGGAUAUCGAUAUGGAAGUGAUCAAAGAGGGCGAGAAGGAGCCGGAUCCGGAUUAUUGGGAGAAGCUCCUUCGACACCACUAUGAGCAGGACCAGGAGGUUGAGGCGCAGAAGCUUGGAAAGGGAAAACGCGUGCGGAAGCAGGUCAACUAUGCCGCUGAGAAUAUGGGACAGGAUUGGAAUAAUCAGAAUAAUCAGAAUGAUGAUGAUGAUGUGUCGUCGUAUGCGGGCUCGGAUGGUGGCGAUGGAAUGCAUUCGGAUGAUGAUUAUGAUGAGAAGCGGAAGAGGCGACGCGACGAGAACUCGGAGAAGUUGCCGCCGCUUCUCGCCAAAGUCAACGGGCAAAUCGAGGUGCUCGGAUUCAAUCCGCGACAGCGUCGCGCGUUCUACAACGCCGUCAUGCGUUGGGGAAUGCCGCCGCAGGAUUCGUACCAAUCGCAGUGGCUGAUUCGCGACUUGAAAGGAAAAUCGGAGCGCGCGUUCCGUGCGUACACCUCGUUGUUCAUGAGGCAUCUUUGUGAGCCGGGCGCUGAUGCGUCGGACACGUUCAAUGAUGGUGUUCCGCGCGAAGGUCUUAAUCGGCAGCACGUGCUCUCGCGAAUCGGAUUGAUGAGUUUGGUUCGACGCAAAGUGCAAGAGUUUGAGGAGUUCAAUGGCGAAUGGUCGAUGCCGGAACUUCAAGAUCAGAUUGUCGCGCAGGCGGCGAACGCCGACGUCGCCGCGCCGGCGACCAACACCAACUCGGUGGAGACGUCGCGCGAGCAGAGUGUGGCGGCAUCGGACGUCAAAGAAGAGAAUGCGGAUGCGACGCCGGGAUUGGAGCCGAUGGACACGAAUGAUGAGAACAAGGCGACAGUGGAGGAGGCGGAGAAGAAGAAGUCGGAUGAGGAUGUCAAGAAGGACGAGUUGUCGGCGAAGAAGGGCAAUCGGCCGCCGUUCAAAUUCAACAUCACCGAUGGCGGAUUCACCGAGCUGCACACGUUGUGGCAGAAUGAGGAGAAGGUUGCGACGAACGGAAAAGAGUACGAGAUUUGGCAUCGACGGCAUGAUUAUUGGCUGCUGGCAGCGAUUGUCGUUCACGGCUACGGACGAUAUCAGAUCAACUUCCAGGAUAUUCAGAACGAUCCGAAAUUUGCGAUUAUCAAUGAGCCGUUCAAACAGGAGAUUCCCUCUGGGGCGAAUUUCGCCGAGAUCAAGACCAAAUUUUUGCAGCGACGAUUCAAGCUUUUGGAGCAGGCGCUCAUUAUUGAAGAGCAACUGAGACGGGCGGCCUAUUUGAAUCUGCAGAAUAGCGCCGAGAGCACGGCGGCGACCGGACAACUCGCGCAAAGGUUCGCCGAUUUGGAGAAUGUCGCCGACGCGCAUGCGAAUGUGGCGAAAGAUAGCGCCGCUGGAAAUCGCAAUGCGAAUGCGGUCCUUCACAAAGUGCUUAAUCAGCUCGAUGAGCUCCUUUCCGAUAUGAAGGCCGAUGUGUCGAGGCUUCCGGCGACGUUGGCUCAACUUCGGCCGGUCACCCAUCGAUUGAAUAUGACGGAGAGACAGAUACUGUCGCGUCUUACCACAAAGGAUCCUGAGGCGACUGCUGGUGUCACACCUUUGCCGCCGCCGGGACCAUUUGUGACGCCGAUGCUUAAUCAGCAGUUCCAAGGAAUUCAGCCAAAGUUUGCGGCGCUUCAUGGAAGCAAAAACGAGGAAGUAGUCGAGGAGAAGAAGGUUGAAGAAGAGGCGGUCAAAGAGGAGGUGAAGGAGGAGCCGAAGGAGGCGGAAGUUGAGGAGAAGGCUGAUGAGAAUGGUGAGGAGCAGCCGCCGAAACUCGAGGAGAUUCCCGAAGGAGCGAAGGCUGAAAUGAUUGCCGAUGAGAUGGAGAAGAUGGAAGUCGAGGAGACGAAGGUGGAAGAGGAGAAGGCCGAGGAGCCUCAAAUUGAGGAAGCGUCGGCUCCUCCGAUUCCGGCGUCAGCUCCGGAACCAGUUGCUGAGCAGAAGGAGGAGAAUGGUGAAGAAGGUGCGAAAAAUGAUGAGGAUUUGCUGCCGAUUGUGCACGCGAUCAAUCGGAAUCAGAAGACGUGUGUGAUUCAUUUGGAAUGCGUCGACACGUGGAUUCGAGAAAUCAACUCGGACGCCGUCGCGGAAGUCUCGACAGUCUCAUUCUCGUCGAAAUCGCCGAUAUUGAGCGGCGACGUUGAGGCGAAAACGGUGAUUUUUCAAGAUUUCGACAUCUACCUUGACGCGUUCGGAUUGCGAGAAUCUAUAAUAUUGCUCAAUGAGCUGAAAAAAAACUCGCGAGUUUUUGUGGUUUGUCCGACGUCCACGGUGAAAAUCGACGAGUUCAAAGAAAUUUCGGCGUUCGCUUCGGCGAUCUACACGAUUCGAAAACGCACUGAGCCGCCAUCGGAAUUUGUGGCUUUCUCGGUGACAUACGACAAAAAGGGCAGAUUGAGCAAUCAGGAGGAGAUUAUCACAAUGGUGGCGAAUGGAAAACCGAAAUUGCGCAAACUCUGCGAUGUUGAGAAAGAGAAGGAGACUGAUGCGUCGGUGAACGACAUCAGAGCGGCGUUCGAGCUCGACGUUCAAAUCAAGGAAUCUGAGAAGGCGGCGAGAGACGCGCUUCUGUUGCCGCACGUCAGGAAUCGGCAAGAAGACGGCGUUGCGAUACGCGAUCAGAGUCGAAGGAAGAUUCGAGCCGGCGGUCAGAUUAUCUAUGAGCCUGACCAAGCGGAUGAUUUUGACGACAGCGAUCCCGAUGAUGAUUUGAACAUUUGA
This is a messenger RNA of Caenorhabditis bovis, 6303 nucleotides long. The record is from the annotation of a GenBank genome assembly. NCBI's taxonomy places the organism in Eukaryota, Metazoa, Nematoda, Chromadorea, Rhabditida, Rhabditidae.